GGUCGGGAAAGAACUUCCGGUUGCUGGGGUUGUUGUCGGUCGGCGACGUCGGCGACGUGCUUGAGGUUGUGCGAGUUCCCUGCAUGGUGCGUCGUUUCUCGGCCCUGUUGCGCUCUCCGAAGCCGCUCCAAUGUCUGCGCGAGGAGGGAAGAAGCGAGCCAAGGUGGUCUCCAAGUCCACCAAGGCCGGGGUACUCUUCCCCGUCGGGAGAAUGCUCCGCUACCUCAAGAAGGGCACCCAUCACUUUCGCAUCGGCGCCGGUGCUCCUGUUUAUAUGGCUGCGGUGAUCGAGUAUCUCAGCGCGGAAAUCUUGGAAUUGGCAGGCAAUGCUGCUCGGGACAACAAGAAAGGGAGAAUCACGCCUCGGCACAUUUUACUCGCUAUCGCCAACGACGACGAACUGCAUCAGCUGCUCAAAGGGGUGACGAUAGCCUCGGGUGGCGUGCUACCACGCAUCCUCCCCGAACUGCUGGCGCGGAGAAAAGGUGGCAGGUUCGUGAUGCCCUCGCCCAAGCACCAGCCGGCCCUGCCUGCGCUGCCGGUCACGGCCGUCCUUUCGCCCAAGGCUCCCCCAAAGCCGGCUGCGUCCCCCGCCAAGAAGGCCGUCGCAGUUGCCAAGAAGCCGGCUGCCGCGGCUACGGCAAAGGAGAAGGCGGUUCCUCCAAAGGAAAAGGCCAAGCUCGCAAAAGGAAAGGAUGGGCAAACUGCAGCGGGGGACCAGUCUCACGCAAACAUCACUGUGUUGUCCGAGAAAAAACUCUUUCUGGGCCAGAAACUUACAGUGAUUCAAGGCGACAUGGCCAGCGUGACUGCGGAUGCUGCAAUUCACCCCACCAAUGCGAGCCUAUCACUCUCUGGUGAAGUUGGACAAGUCCUGGAGAAGGCCGGUGGCAAGGAGUUUGUGCAAGAAGUGAAGGAUCUCUUCUCAGCGCACGGACCCCUGGAAUCCGCAGGAGCGGUGAUCUGUCCCGGACACCAGUUCCCGGCCAAGUUUGUGAUCCACUGCAAUGUUCCGUCGGGCAGCAGCGAGCCCCUGGAAAAGUGCGUCAGGAACUGCCUUGCCCUCGCAGACGAAAAGAACAUCCGGGUUUUAGCGGUCCCACCGUUAGCAACACACAGCGUGGCAUCGCAGAAGCAACAGGCAGCCCAGACCAUCCUCAAAGCCAUCUCCAACUACUUUGUCAACGUCAUGUCCAGCUCCCUGAAGCAGAUCUACUUCGUGCUCUCGGACAUGGAGAGCAUUGGCAUCUACACCAGCGAGCUCGCCAAGCUGGACUCCUAGGGCGAGCGCCAGUCUCUCCCGUGGUCUGAACACAGUCCCUGACGUCAUUGAGGACGACUCCAACGGAUUUGCUACUGUGCAUGCGGCACAGGGUCCUCUGCGAGGCUUCCACAUAGUAAUUUGAAAUCUUAAAUUCUUGAGUCUUAAGACCGGAAAACUGCCAGCUCGCAUGUCCCUUGUUUUUUUUUUUUCUUGGCAUCAGUCUUUUUUUUUUUUCACGUAGGUGCAGUACAUAUUAUUACUAUUUAUUUUGUAGGGUGGGCAUUCCUCUGUUUCUGUUUGUUGAUGUUUUCUUUAUUUUAUACAUAUAUUAUUAUUAUUUGUUGCGGUGACUGGGCACAGUUUAUCGUAUCAUAGUUUGACUUCCUUGCUUGCACUUGGGUGAUGGCAUGGUCUGCACAUUUGUGAUAUGAAAUGAAAUGUCACUGGUGCAGUUCCAAAGCCUUUUGUGAUAGUGGGACUGACGUAGUUGCUGAUGGGAACUUAUGCGGGGCAUCAUUUUCCUACGGUUCACUAAAUUAAUUUUUUGAUAAGCAAUUUUCUUUGGAUAGUGAGGCUUUUUUUACGGUGCGGUACCUAUCUCUUGUAUGGCUCCUUGUUAGUUAUGAAUUGUUUUCUAUAGCCGGAAGCUGACACCUUAUACUUGAUUCUGAUGCCUUCCUUGUCCUAUGGGGUGGCAUCACGUGACAUACAGCCUCUUGCAUACAUACAGCCCCUUGGCGGAGUCCAUGCUGGGAACAUUUCCCCUUUGUGUUUCUAUGUGCGUAGACCGUGUUUUUCUGCACAUAGAGUUCACUCGAGUUCUCUUGCGUUGUUGUUGACUCCACUUGUCGAAGCAGAGGGCCACAUAAGAGCACUCAAUUUCUAUACAUAUCUGCAUUUAUUUGGUCAAAAUGGUAGACACCGCUCUGAAGACUCUGAAAAAGAAAAGAGUUGGGUAAGCGUAGGUUUACGCAACUUAAAUACGUCUCUGAUCACAGUUCUCGAGUUUGACUACGCACGGCUUACCAGAAGUGAAGAGGCGUUUUAUGAAGUCGCCCUAUACACAUACAUGUUGCACUGGCCAAACACACAACCAAUCCUACUCGCAGACAUUAGGGAAUUUGACGAAUCAGUCGCACUUCAGUGAUAGUGCUUGUGACAAAUCGGUUUGAAGUCACACUUCACCGAUAGUGCUUGUGAAAAACAAAUCGGUGUGGUGAUGCAGAAGUGUUGUAAGGAUUGCCAAAAUCUCAUGGUGUCCGAGCCAAGAAAAUUAAGUGUUUGCCCAGUGCAUUCUAGCUUCUGCUUCAGGUGACUGAUGUGCGCAUCUUUCUGUUCUAACGCGAUAGCAUCCCCUCCUGAUUUUGUGGACCCUUCUGGCCUCCUAAUGCGCAGUAGGUAUGUGCAGUAGACCAUUUCGGC
This is a messenger RNA of Ixodes scapularis (black-legged tick), 2686 nucleotides long. Its product is annotated as core histone macro-H2A.1. NCBI's taxonomy places the organism in Eukaryota, Metazoa, Arthropoda, Arachnida, Ixodida, Ixodidae. The record is from RefSeq and is a predicted model, not a curated record. Gene Ontology annotation, cellular component: nucleosome. Gene Ontology annotation, molecular function: structural constituent of chromatin; DNA binding; protein heterodimerization activity. The transcript is spliced from 8 exons. The coding region runs from base 131 to 1282 and encodes 383 amino acids.